AUCUGAAAGCUUUUAAGAUGAAGAAGUAGCCUGCAGUCGACCCUUCACCCAGUUUGGAUUCUGUCCCAGUUCUGCAGAUUAUAGAGCCUGAAUAUUUAGGUUAUUUUCCCCCAACAUGGCUUUUUUCAGGCACCAGAUCCAGAGGACCUUCUCUUCUUCGGCUAUUAGGAAUGUUGUUAUCAAAAACGUGACGGUCAUCGGAGGAGGUCAGAUGGGAGUAGGAAUUGCACAAGUCGCUGCAUCCACCGGCCACUCGGUGACCCUGGUGGACAUGACGGACGACAUCCUGAAGAAAGCGAUGAAGGGAAUCCAGACCAGCCUGAGGAGAGUGGUGAAGAAGACGUUCUCCGACGACCCGGAGUCUGGCGACGAAUUCAUCCAGAAGGUGAUGCAGAACGUGUCCACCACCACAAAGCCUUCAGCUGCCGCCGCCUCCUCAGACCUGAUUCUGGAAGCCAUCGUGGAGAAUAUGAAGGUCAAACAGGAUCUAUUUGGUUUCCUGGACAAGAUGGCGCCCGAACACACCAUCUUCGCCAGCAACACGUCCUCGCUGCCCAUCAGUGACAUCGCCAGCGCCACCAGCAGGCCGGACCGGUUCGGAGGCCUCCACUUCUUCAACCCCGUUCCCAUGAUGAAACUGGUAGAGGUCGUCGCGACGUCGUCGACCAGCCCAGAGACGUCCGAGUCCCUCCUGAACUUCACCAAAGCGCUCGGAAAAACGCCCGUGUGCUGCAAGGACACCCCUGGGUUCAUCGUGAACCGGCUGCUGGUUCCCUACAUGAUGGAGGCCCUGCGGCUGCACGAGAGAGGCCACGGGUCCAAAGAAGACAUCGAUACCGCCAUGAAGCUGGGCGCCGGGUAUCCGAUGGGACCGUUUGAGCUCAGCGACUACGUGGGACUGGACACAUUAAAGUUCAUCAUGGAUGGCUGGAGCGAGAAGGAACCCAACAAUCCGAUCUUCGCUCCCAGUGAUCUCCUCAACAAGCUGGUCGCUGAGGGGAAACUGGGCAAGAAGUCGUUAGAGGGAUUCUACAAGUACAACAAGUGAUCGGAUCAGAACUGGAGCAGCGGAGAACGGAUCGGAACAGCAAAGUGCCUCUCGGGUCGUUAACAUCCAGACCAUCCAACCUGAUUAAACCCGUGCUUUAGAAACAGCUGCCUGUAAUUAUUUAAAGAAAAAUAAACCAGUAAAGUGAUUGAUUA
Messenger RNA from Gambusia affinis (western mosquitofish), 1203 nucleotides. It is a transcript of the gene hadh, whose product is annotated as hydroxyacyl-CoA dehydrogenase. Gene Ontology annotation, cellular component: mitochondrion. NCBI's taxonomy places the organism in Eukaryota, Metazoa, Chordata, Actinopteri, Cyprinodontiformes, Poeciliidae. Gene Ontology annotation, biological process: fatty acid beta-oxidation. Bases 116 to 1048 code for a protein of 310 amino acids. The transcript is spliced from 8 exons. The record is from RefSeq and is a predicted model, not a curated record. Gene Ontology annotation, molecular function: (3S)-3-hydroxyacyl-CoA dehydrogenase (NAD+) activity; NAD+ binding.